AUGGGCCAGUCGCCCAGUAUUCAAACGCUUGACUACUCGGCAUAUGACCAGAAACCGCGGCAAAGGACUGGUCACUAUAACCGCUCUCCUUCCUGUUCUACCCGAACGUCAAGAGCUAUUGAUGUUGGAGACAUAGGUCUUCUCACCAGCGCACAGACGCUUCGGGAUCCUCAACAUAGAAGUCGUGAUGUCCGCUCGCGUAUGCGUCAUGAAGAGAACGACAGCGACUAUGCGUUCUUCUGUAUGUUUUGCGAUCGGUCUUUCGGUAGCAACCUCGAGCUGGAACAACAUCUUUUGGUACACGAUCCUGCAUAUCCAUUCAUAAACGAAACCACUCCAAGACCGAACAGACUUCGCGCAGCUUCAAUGUACUCUGCACGUGUCCGCAACCACACACCUCAGUCAACCGAACCAUGUCGUGUAUGCAAUAAAGCUUUAACGCGCGAGAGACUUUUAGCUCAUUGGCUGCUCGCCGAAGCCCACCGGAACGUCCGAGGCAUCUCUGACCUCCAGCAAACGAUUGACAGACCCGAUUUAUGGUGUGCAUUAUGUCAGACUCGUUUUACUCAUACAGACAGGAAACGGAAGCAUAUGGAAGAAAUGAACGCACACAACUUACAUUAUCGCGAACUGCAAUCCCAGGCUUUACGUGAUCCGAAUUUUGACAGGUCAAUUCUCGAGGUUCCACGAAUCACACCUCCGUCUUCACCUCCCCUGCCCUCACGGAACGUGUCGCAAAAUCAUAGUCUCCGCGCAACCUCGAUGUAUUGCACACGUGUCCCCAGUCCCACGCCUCAUCCACCGUCUGAGCCAUGUCAGGUGUGCAAUAAACCUCAUUGGUUACUCGCUGAAUGUCACCGGAACGUCCGCGGUGCCUCGGACCUUCAGCAAACGACCGACAGACCUGAGUUAUGGUGUGCACUAUGUCGAACGCGCUUUACACAUUCGGAUAGGAAGCGGAAGGUAUAUUCUCUCUGGAUAUAG
This is a messenger RNA of Fomitiporia mediterranea MF3/22, 984 nucleotides long. RefSeq lists its product as uncharacterized. The record is from RefSeq and is a predicted model, not a curated record. The transcript has 6 exons. The coding region runs from base 1 to 984 and encodes 327 amino acids. NCBI's taxonomy places the organism in Eukaryota, Fungi, Basidiomycota, Agaricomycetes, Hymenochaetales, Hymenochaetaceae.